AUAUGAAAUAUUUAGCUCAUAUUCUUACCAGCAUUUAUGAGUACGUUUAGCCCGAAUAAUGGUUGGAAAAGUGUAAUUUCAAAACACACAAAAACGCGUUAGCUUUUGGCUUGUUCAGGUUAUGUUUGGCUUCGUACAACUUUCAUUUGAAAAAAUGUCGGUUCAAGAAGGCUACUGCUUUAAAAAUGUUCAUGCCAAGAGCCCUGAAAGUGAAGAGGCCAGCCCAGGGACCAGGCCAAGUUUUGAAUAAGAAAAGCAAACUUGGUCAAGAGGAGACUGACAUAAAUAGGUCAGAGACACCUGCUCAGAAAGAGGAAGCAUGUGAAGACACCAAAACACAGGAUGAAACAAUAGAAGCUGUAGGAGAAUCUCCACGUGUGGCAGAGAUCUCAGUACAUGUCGAUGGACAAAAGUCAUCCUCAGAUGAUUCAGAAGAAGACGAGGAGGAGGAGGAGGAACCAGUCAAAUCAUUCAAAAAGAGCCAGAGAUGGCCUGAGCCAGGAGAGCCUGUCUGUGUGAUGUGUGGUCGCUAUGGGGAAUACAUCUGUGACACCACUGACAAUGAUGUUUGCAGUCUUGAAUGCAAAGCCAACCAUUUAGUGCAAAUGGGGUUGGGGACUGGGGCAGAUGCAUUUGAACGUAAAGACAAAAACAGAGAUGAAAGGACUCCUCAACAGCCAGCAGGUGACUCUGGUGGAGGGGGUGAAACUGAAGCAGGAUAUUCCUACAGGGAGGAUCGGUUCAUAUCAGGCCUAACAGACGAUCAGGUGCAGCGAAUCAGACUGGAACUGGGUAUUGCAACGCAGGGGAGAGAUGUCAGGAGACCCAUUGUUGAAUUUGCGCACUGUGGUUUCCCUACCACAUUAGGAGCCAACUUGAAAAAGGCUGGAUAUGAGGCACCCACACCGGUCCAGAUGCAGAUGGUGCCUGUUGGUCUCACCGGCAGGGAUGUGAUUGCCAGCGCUGACACAGGAUCAGGGAAGACUAUAGCCUUUUUGCUGCCAGUGGUAGUGAGGGCACUGGAGAAACCAGCUCACGGUGUGUGCAGCCCAGUGGCUGUGAUCCUGACCCCCACCAGAGAGUUGGCCAUUCAGAUAGAGAGACAGGCCAAGGAGCUGGUGAUGGGUAUCCCCAACAUGAGAACUGCACUGCUGGUAGGGGGCAUGCCGCUUCCCCCACAGCUCCACCGCCUCAAGAGCAGCAUCAAAAUUGUCAUCGCUACCCCUGGGCGGCUCAUUGAGAUCUUAAAGCAGAAGGCACUGCAGCUUGAUAAAGUGAAAGUUGUGGUGGUUGAUGAGGUCGACACUAUGUUGAAGAUGGGCUUCCAGCAGCAGGUGCUGGAGGUUCUUGAGCAAGUCCCAGAAGAACACCAGACUCUACUGGCAUCAGCCACCAUCCCAAAAGGGACAGAGGAGCUAGCUGCUCGGCUAGUGCGUGAUCCCGUUCGUAUUGUUAUUGGUGAGAAGAACCAGCCCUGUGCCAACGUCAGACAGAUCCUGCUUUGGGUGGAGGAACCCUCCAAGAAGAAGAAGCUGUUUGAGAUUCUCAAUGACAGUAAGCUGUACCAGCCUCCAGUGGUUGUGUUUGUGGACUGUAAACUGGGUGCUGAUCUGCUGUGCGAGGCGGUCGCCAAGGUGACAGGCCUCAAAGCUGUGGCAAUCCACUCUGACAAGAGCCAGUGGGAACGCAACCGCAUCCUCAGGGGUCUUCUGGAUGGAGACUUUGAAGUGGUGAUCAGUACCGGUGUGCUCGGAAGAGGACUGGAUCUUGUCAAUGUCAGAUUGGUGGUUAACUUUGACAUGCCCAACACAAUGGAUGAGUACGUCCACCAGGUGGGCAGAGCCGGUCGGCUGGGACACAGAGGAACGGCCAUCACCUUCCUCAACAACAACAACAAACGACUCUUCCUGGAGGUGGUGAACCGGGUCAAACCCACAGGGUCUAUCCUGCCUCCACAACUAUUAAACUCACCCCACCUUCAUGAACAGCAGAGGAGGGAAAGACAGAAAACCAAGACGGGACAUGAUGACAAACUAGUUACCCAGAACAACCUGCUAGACAUCAUAAGAAAACAUGACCGACGCAAGAAGUAGCAAGUUCUUACUUUCAUACCUGCAAUAGUUCUAUUUAUUCAGGGGUUUUUGAAUGUUUAGUUUGUAUAUUUAAUUGAAAAUAAAAAUAGAUGUGAAUUUGCUGUAUUCUGCCUAAAUGUCUUGAGUAAUGUGCGGAUUCAAAAAAGAAUUAUCCUUUCUAAUUCACCCACUUGAACCCAAAUCAUGGUUCCAUUAAGCAAGUAAGACACUGAAUACAGCCAACUCCUUUUUUCUGACACAUAAUUUCACACAUUGUAAAAAAUUAUUAUUUUAGCAAGACUGAAGACUCUGUCUUAAUUCUUUAAAAAAACAUCUUAUUCUAGCUCAAAUCAUCAGGGGUUUUCUACUCAAACAUCUGUCAAUUGCUUUCUGAAAAUAAUUUUUAAAAAGCCUAUUUCUACUUGGACGAUGCUAUCUCAUUAUAGUUUACUUUUUUGUGAUACAACUUGUCAUACCUGCUUAAUCAGUAAUGAAAGCUCAAUGAAAAUGUGUUUUUUUUUCAAUUUUGUGAGCAAGUCUUCAUAUUAAAAGCACUUCAUUUUA
Molecule: messenger RNA, 2636 nt
Organism: Amphiprion ocellaris (clown anemonefish)
Lineage: Eukaryota; Metazoa; Chordata; Actinopteri; Pomacentridae
Gene: ddx59
Product: DEAD (Asp-Glu-Ala-Asp) box polypeptide 59
Exons: 8
Coding region: 186-2093 (635 amino acids)
Molecular function (GO): ATP binding; RNA helicase activity; nucleic acid binding
Source: RefSeq, a predicted model, not a curated record